Messenger RNA from Triticum dicoccoides, 1716 nucleotides. Its product is annotated as molybdate transporter 1-like. Lineage: Eukaryota; Viridiplantae; Streptophyta; Magnoliopsida; Poales; Poaceae. The transcript has a single exon. Bases 125 to 1513 code for a protein of 462 amino acids. The record is from RefSeq and is a predicted model, not a curated record. Gene Ontology annotation, molecular function: molybdate ion transmembrane transporter activity. Gene Ontology annotation, biological process: molybdate ion transport.
AGCAGGCAAGCAACACCAGUAACACACUGCACUAGUCCAGUAGUACAAGCAUAAAGUGCUCGGCGAAGAAAGGAAUCGGGGCAAACAGGACAGGCCGGAACCGGGGAGGGACGAUCGACCGGCCAUGGCCACCACCGUCAACCCCGCGGAUCCGGAGGCGCUAGAAGGCGGCGACGGCGACAGGAAACCGAUCAGGGGCGCCGCCAUGUCCCUGCUUGUCCGGGCGCGCGACAACAUGGCGUUCCGGUCGGUGUGGUCGGAGCUGAACGGCGCCAUGGGCGACCUGGGCACGUACAUCCCCAUCGUGCUCUCGCUGGCGCUCUCCCGCGGCCUCGACCUCGGCACCACCCUCGUCUUCACCGGCGUCUACAACGCCGUCACGGGCCUCCUCUACGGCGUCCCCAUGCCCGUCCAGCCCAUGAAGACCAUCGCCGCCGUCGCCCUCUCCGACGCCUCCUUCGGGGUCCCCGAGAUGAUGGCCGCCGGCAUCCUCACCUCGGCGUUCGUAUUCGUCCUCGGGGUCACCCGCCUUAUGAAGCUCGUCUACUGGUUCGUGCCGCUCCCCGUCGUCCGCGGCAUCCAGCUCGCCCAGGGGCUCAACUUUGCCAUGGCCGCCGUCAAGUACAUCCACUACGAGCAGGACCUGGCGAAGAGCAAGUCCCUCGGUCGGCGCCCCUGGGCUGGGCUCGACGGCCUCGCCCUCGCCAUCGCCGCCAUCUUCUUCGUCGUCCUCGUCAACGGCGCUGGCGACGAUCACAGCACCGCCGUCCAAGAAGAAGAAGUGGGACGAGAUCGGGAGGAGGAUAGCUCUUCUUCCCUCUGGCGUAGCUGGAGGAGGCGCUUGCGGUCGGCGACGAUCCCGUCGGCGGUGAUCCUGUUCGUGCUGGGCGUGGUCCUCGCCAUCAUCCGGCACCCGGCGGCGGUGAGGGAGCUGCGCGCGGGGCCGUCGCGGAUGCGCGUGGUGCGCAUACCGAGGGAGGCGUGGAAGCAGGGGCUGAUCAAGGGCGCGAUCCCGCAGAUCCCGCUCUCGGUGCUCAACUCGGUGGUGGCGGUGUGCAAGCUGACGCGCGACCUGUUCCCGGAGAAGAAGGAGGCGUCGGCGACGUCGGUGUCGGUGACCAUGGGCGCCAUGAACCUGGUGGGGUGCUGGUUCGGCGCCAUGCCGUGCUGCCACGGCGCGGGCGGGCUGGCGGGGCAGUACAAGUUCGGCGGGCGCAGCGGCGCGUGCGUGGCUGCGCUGGGCGGGCUGAAGCUGGCGCUGGGGCUGGCGCUCGGCGGCUCCGUGCUGCGCGUGCUCGCCGCGUUCCCCGUGGGGCUGCUGGGCGUGCUGCUGCUGUUCGCCGGCGUGGAGCUGGCCAUCGCGGCCAGGGACAUGUCGUCCAAGGCGGAGGCGUUCGUCAUGCUCGUCUGUACCGCCGUGUCGCUCGUCGGCUCCAGCGCCGCGCUGGGGUUCCUCUGCGGCAUGGUCGCGCACGGCCUGCUGCUGCUCAGGGCACGCGCCAUUUCCAUCUGAAGAUCAAAGCACUCGUGCUGAUCCAUGCAUGUACAUCUCGUACAUCCAUCGUCAUCCCAUCUGUAUGUUUUACAUGGACUGCGUCGCGUGUGCACUUCUGUGCUGUAGCAAAUGGUUGGACUGAGUUUCAAGUUUGGUCUCAUUCACUUUGUGAACCGUCGGAUUUUUUUGCGUAGCGAUUCGUGCUUUGUUGCCGCUGGACA